AGCUAUAAUGUGUGAAGCAGAAAUGUCUUAUGCAGGAAUAUCUAUAAAGUGCUAAAUAUCCUAAAUUUCAAGCUCUAAUAAGAAACGAUAACACAUGGAAGCUAAAGAAGUCAGCCAAGCUGGAGACGUCGAAGGAAGGUGGAUCUUACCCUGUUUUGUGGCGCCCUCUUUGGUCGCCUGGCUGGCAUCCAAGGGGUGGCUCUCAACUCUUUGAGACCUUUAACAUGAGUGAGCCCCCUAUAGGUGACGUUACGAGUCAUCCCAUAGAGGAUGCAACUGAUAGUCAUGUCUACGAGAGUUUAGAAGCUUGGUUAGAUGAGAAUCCUACGUUUGUAGUCGAUUAUUUUGUAAGAAAGGCUUCUCGACAAAUGGUAGAUGCCUGGCUUUUGGCUCACGCAGUUCCUCAGAGCAUAGUAUGUGAGGGUAAUUCAAACCCAACUAGUCCGACGUCACGCUCUGGUUCCGGAGCAGCCACACCAGUUCGUAAAAUCUCUGCUCAUGAAUUUGAACGUGGUGGAAUUCUUCGCCCAAUGGUGACAACUGUAGAUGGCACACCAACAUUCAUAUCCCUACCUCUUCCUGAAGAGUCCAAUCUUCCGGCAGGACAACGAUCAUCACGGAAGAGUCGACAAGAGCUUCAGGCUUUGGAUGAGAAAGAAUUGAUAUUUGAACUAGUGAAGGACAUUUGUAAUGAUUUAGAUGUACGAAGUCUUUGUCAUAAAAUUCUGCAAAAUGUAAGCGUAAUAACUCACGCUGAUAGAUGCUCCCUAUUUUUGGUCCGGGGCGAAAAAGACUGUCCUAAUAGAUGUUUGGUCAGCCAACUUUUUGACGUGUCUAGUGACUCUACAUUGGAACAGAUAGAACAAAAAGAAGAAAUUAGUGUUCCUUGGGGAAGAGGGAUUGUUGGAUACGUGGCCGCCAGUGGGGAAUCUGUUAAUAUUCCAGACUGUUACCAGGAUUCAAGAUUCAACAACCUGGUAGAUCAGAAAACUGGGUACACAACUAGAAGCAUGCUAUGUAUGCCGAUAUCCAAUAUUGAAGGUGAAGUUAUGGGUGUAGCACAAGUUAUAAACAAGUAUGGACCCAAUGGAGAGCCUUUUGAUCAUAAUGAUGAAAUGGUUUUUGCCCAGUAUCUACAAUUUUGUGGUAUUGGACUCCGAAAUGCCCAGUUGUAUGAAUGCUCACAGCUGGAAAACAAAAGAAAUCAGGUACUUUUAGAUCUUGCUAGAGUGGUAUUUGAAGAACAGAGCACAAUUGAACAUGUUGUUUACAGGAUCAUGACUCACACUCAAUCUCUUCUUCAGUGUGAACGAUGUCAAGUACUACUCGUAGAUGAAAGUACAAAGGGAACAUUUUCUCGAGUGUUUGAUCUCGAGGCAAAUGAUUUAGAAGAUGAAGAUUGUGGUUCUCGCACAAGUCCUUUCGAGGGAAGAUUUCCAAUCAAUGUAGGGAUUACUGGUUUUGUUGCUACAACUGGAGAGGUGCUGAACCUUCCUGAUGCUUACAAAGAUGAGAGAUUUGAUGCUUCUGUUGAUGAGGGCAGCUCAUUCCGACAUUGUAGUAUCCUAUGCAUGCCCAUCUGGAAUGCCAAUCGGAAGAUCAUAGGUGUGAGCCAGCUGAUCAACAAACUUAAUGGAACACCUUUCAAUAAAAAUGAUGAAAAUCUAUUUGAGGCAUUUGCUAUUUUCUGUGGCAUGGGUAUUCACAAUACACAAAUGUAUGAGAAAGCUAUAAAAGCUAUGGCCAAGCAAAGAGUAACUCUGGAAGUCCUGUCUUAUCAUGCUACUUCUCCCUUAGAAGAAGCACAGAAUCUUAGUACUGUUUUAAUUCCUUCUACUCAAGCAUACAAAUUGCAUGAGCUCAAAUUUAAUGAUUUUAGUCUUGAAGAAGAAGAUAUGUGCAAAGCUUGUCUGCGGAUGUUUCUUGAUUUAGACUUGAUAGAGCGUUUCCAUAUUGAAUAUAAGGUCUUGUGCAGAUGGUUGUUGAGUGUGAAAAAAAAUUACAGACAAGUAACAUACCAUAACUGGAGACAUGCCUUCAAUGUUGCACAAGUAAUGUUUGCGGUCCUGACGAAUACAAAGCUGUUGAGAGUUCUUGGAGAAUUAGAGACAUUAGCUCUUAUUGUAGCCUGUUUGUGCCAUGAUCUGGACCACAGAGGAACCAACAAUUCCUUCCAAAUUAAAUCCUGUUCACCCCUUGCUCAGCUCUACUCUACAUCCACUAUGGAACAUCACCAUUUUGACCAAUGUAUAAUGAUACUAAACACCCAGGGAAAUCAGAUCUUAAGCCACCUGUCUACAGAAGAGUACACACGAGUGGUUCAUGUUCUUGAAGAGGCCAUCUUAGCUACAGACCUUGCUGUAUACUUCAGGAAACGAGGUAUCUUCUUUAAAUUAGCAGAUACAAAAGAGUUUGAUUGGCAAAAGGAUGACCAGCGAGAAAUCCUCAGGGGCAUGUUAAUGACUGCAUGUGACAUAGCAGCAAUUACUAAACCGUGGGAUAUUCAAAAGGUGGUAGCAGAACUGGUUGUCAGUGAAUUCUUCCAGCAAGGUGACAUUGAGAAACAAGAGCUCAACAUGCAGCCUAUUGAUAUGAUGGAUAGAGAAAAGAAAGACCAACUUCCGCUUAUGCAGGUCGGCUUCAUCGACGCCAUCUGUAUGCCGGUUUAUGAAGCAUUUGCUAACAUUUCGGAGAAACUGGAGCCUCUUUUGGAAGGUGUGAAAUCGAAUCGGUCACAAUGGCUUAAAAUGGCAGAAAAUAAUAAAGAAGAAAUGGAAGAAGACGUGUAGAUUGACCUUUGGUAUGACCUCGAAGAAACUAACACAUCCUUUCGUGGAUUCACCAAUAAAUAUUGUUUUACAAGUUGAUGAUAGCCUUAUCUAUCAAUGACUUUACGAAGGAAGAUUUUUAUGUUAUGUUAUAUGAAUAAAUGUGAAAUCAAUUCGUGAUUGACGGGAUUUUUUUUUUUUAAAAUAGAGUUCAUAGAAACAAAAGAUUCACUUUUCUUGAUGUGUUAUACAGGGAUUAGUGGCAGGUGAAAGUUUCGUGAAACAUAUUCUUGCAUAAUAAGUAGAUUUGUCUCCUGAAAUAAAGCUUUACCUUGGUGAAUUCAUCAUAGAGGAUUUUAUCAAAUGUAAAAACUAUUAACGGAGUAAUUUUUUUUUAACGAAUCCAUUUUUUCUUCUAUGAGCUGUAAGCAUAAUGAUGUUCAUUAGAUAAAGGAAUACCAGUUUGCUAGAGGAAAAAUUAAUAUGUGGAAAUUGAACGAUAGCGUAACUGUUUUAUAAAUCAUCAAGGAAGGUAAAAAAAAAAAUCCCAAUACCGUUGUCAGAAUCAUACAACCCAUCCAUAAAUCCACAACGAGUAACAUAAUUAUUCGCCGCAUCAGUAAACUUCACGAACCCAAGUUUUUCGUAUCUUCUUCUUGUUUGUCGGAGACUUACACACGAUCGAACAACCAAUUUCUGAAAGUGACUGAGCAAAGUGAAGUACACAACUAGGAAAAGAGGGGGGUGGGUCACGUUAAAAGUUUUAUUUGCCGGAUAGUUAAACUGGUAGCACGGGUAUUUAACUUAACCACAAGAGGACAUGCAAUUUCUUCGUGAAUUAAUAUUUUAUCACCUGUUUUUAUCUAUCUUAUUUCGUUUUAUUUGUCUUUUAUCGUAUCUGAUUGUUAUCUAACUUCCAGUCUAUUGUGUGAAAUUGUUAAAUAAACUGAUAAUUUUUUUGUACUGUCCAGCGAAAUUUAGAAUAUUUCGAAACUCCUUCGUCUUAGAAAUAAAAGAGUUGUUGAAAA
Limulus polyphemus (Atlantic horseshoe crab) is the source of this 3796-nucleotide messenger RNA. RefSeq names its product dual 3',5'-cyclic-AMP and -GMP phosphodiesterase 11-like. The transcript has 20 exons. Gene Ontology annotation, biological process: signal transduction. The coding region runs from base 225 to 2789 and encodes 854 amino acids. Lineage: Eukaryota; Metazoa; Arthropoda; Merostomata; Xiphosura; Limulidae. Gene Ontology annotation, molecular function: protein binding; 3',5'-cyclic-AMP phosphodiesterase activity; 3',5'-cyclic-GMP phosphodiesterase activity. The record is from RefSeq and is a predicted model, not a curated record.